UUACGUAUGUAUAUACAUAACUUCGCAUGAGAGACACAUGUUUGUAGCCACUUUUCUGCGAAUCAGUGCAGCUGUUAACGAAUGUGAAUAGAAUGAGUAUGGAAAAAUCGGUUGCAGGCAAGGAGAUACUGAAGGCAACACCAAAAGAGAGUGAUAAUACAAUGCCAAAUUCAGUAGAGCAAAUACGUACGAAUAUCGAAACAAACGAAAGUUCCCAAAACACAGAUGAAAUUUCGCAAACACUACAGGUGGACUCCGAAAGCGUUGCGGCGCUAACAAGCCGUGAAGUUCUCUACACGCAGGCCUGCAAGGAAAUGUCAGACUACGCGAAGUGCUACGUGGGUGUAUAUACUUCCCUUAUUCAACUCACAUUGAACAAAUUAAAGCUAUUGCCAGAGAAAAGUGUUGCACUACAAACCAAAAUGCUUGAAUUGCAAGGUGUUUUAGCACAAAUUGAAAGUAUUGAUCUGAAGGCUGACUUUGUUUACGACGAUGAACUCUAUGCCGUCGUCAGAGAGAUAGGAAAAGUAGAAGAUGAUUAUGCGGCAAUGAAAACGAACGCGCAGUAUAAGUCAGAAGCCGAUUUGAUACAGCGUAUAUUGAAGGAAGUUGGCUUUGAAGCACAAGAGCAGAGGUUAACGGAGGCAAGAUGCUUGUUGGUAAAGAAUUUCGCGAAUGCUUUGGAUAACUUCAAUGCAACGAUUAGUGACGCAGAGCGCACGACAGAGUGGGAACUGGUAGAAUUUUAUGAACGUUUUAAAGCAGUGUCCGAUUUUCAGGAGCAAUAUAACUAUUUUGACGAGUUUUGGCCGAUAUUUUGGUGAUUUUUGUUCAUUUUUCGCAGGAACUAAAUCAGUAAUUAUAAUACUUAUUUAUGUUUAAUAAAGUUAUAUAACAAA
This is a messenger RNA of Bactrocera neohumeralis, 899 nucleotides long. RefSeq lists its product as uncharacterized. The record is from RefSeq and is a predicted model, not a curated record. Lineage: Eukaryota; Metazoa; Arthropoda; Insecta; Diptera; Tephritidae. The transcript has a single exon. Bases 93 to 824 code for a protein of 243 amino acids.